AUGGGAAGAAACAUUCUGUGGACGUCGUCACCCAGCGAUCUCCGUUGGACGACGCAUAUCAUCAUUGCAGAUCCCCUUUCACGGUCUUCUGCAGCGUGUGACGAUACAGCAGCCCGAAUGGGCCAUCUUCUAAGAGCUGUGGAUGUCGUCCGAAGCGCAGUCAAUGACAGGUCCGACGCGACUAUUAUCAUGGCGAGCGCCGUUCCAGAAGUAGGCACAACGAGGAGGCUAUUACAGAGAUUUCAUGCCUCGGGACAUAGAGUCGGUAUUGCUCCACAGCUCCGCGAGGCUCCCGCGCAUGGUCUCGAGCACACUCUGGUCAAUCCGCUUCCCAUGUUCAUAGCGGGUAUCGACAAGGCCUCGCAGGAGAGUGUUCUAUCUUUGUACAGGUCAGUCUUUGGCGAGGGUAACGUUCUUCUGGCACCGGACAUUGAGUGCGUGGAGAUGCUCAAGGGCCACGAAAUGCUCAUGCAGGCUUGGGACAUGUGCACCACUAGCAGUGAGAUAGCGAAUGCAUGCAAGCCAUUGCAAUUGCUCCCUGCGUGA
Molecule: messenger RNA, 546 nt
Organism: Cladophialophora psammophila CBS 110553
Lineage: Eukaryota; Fungi; Ascomycota; Eurotiomycetes; Chaetothyriales; Herpotrichiellaceae
Exons: 2
Coding region: 1-546 (181 amino acids)
Source: RefSeq, a predicted model, not a curated record